Capsicum annuum is the source of this 4956-nucleotide messenger RNA. Its product is annotated as zinc finger CCCH domain-containing protein 41. Lineage: Eukaryota; Viridiplantae; Streptophyta; Magnoliopsida; Solanales; Solanaceae. The transcript has 7 exons. Gene Ontology annotation, cellular component: nucleus. The record is from RefSeq and is a predicted model, not a curated record. Bases 1905 to 4658 code for a protein of 917 amino acids. Gene Ontology annotation, molecular function: metal ion binding; RNA binding.
UUUGGCAAACAAACAUUGCAAACGAGGAGAAAGUGGAAAUCUAAAAUCUAAGUGGAGGUAGUGGAGCAUGGGACUGUAAAACCCUCUCUCUCUCUCAAUAAAAGAAAAGAAGAAAUCGACAAAGAGGUCUUUUAUGGUCCGGCCAUUUUCGCCGAUAUAAUCCAUCAUUUACGAAUUGAACGAAACCUUAAGAAGCCAAUUCGUUUUCAGGUUGAACCCAUGACGUCCUCAUGAACCACAGAUCAUGUGUUUGCUCUUGCCAUUUGACAAAAUUCCUGGGGAUUAUCUGUCAAUGCUUAAUUAUGGGCUCUAAAUGGUCAUUCCAGUGCCCAUGUUAUAAUGGUUGUAUGGACCAGUUUGUAUGCCUGUACGUCCUACAGAAAUUGUCAAAAUAGUUAACAUUGGUUUGUGGGGUUUGCAGUGCAGCUGAUAAACCAUCUGCUUCUAUAAGCUAUUUCACCUAAUUCCGAGCUAUUCUUUUUGUCAAAUAGUGGAGACAUAUUAUUGUGGAGGGGAGUGACUGCAUCUUAUCAUAUCUCCAUGUUCACAAUAAAAGAAUCAACUAAUGCCAUUUCUGAUAUUUGUAAUGAAGUAUUCUGGUGCUCCUAUUUCUCUCCCACUGGUGAUUUAAUUUUAAGGGGAGUUAGAAGCAAUGAAAAAAAUAACUUCUGAUACAUUCUCUCAAGUGAAGAUUUAAAAGAGUGAAAGUAUAACUUAUUUGAAAGAAAGGAAGGUUUUUUGUCAAUAACAUAGUACCCUGUGCGUUAUCUUGUGGAUUUUGGAAUAUGAUGGGUUCGUGUACUAUUCUAGCAUGCUGAAGCUUCUUUUGUGACUCAAGGUGCUGCUUGUUUUGAAUUGUAUUGUGUGAACAAGAGAGACAUCAAGAUGAAUGAUUGAAGUUACUAUUAGGGUUUCAAAUUUCUUUUUUCGUGUAGAUUAGUUCUUAGUUCUUAUAGAGAAUUGUUGAGAAAUGGGUUUUCUGAAGUUCUCGUGAAAUGACGAUUGCCAAAAUUCACUUAAGGAGUCAACAUUUCACUAAUGUCGGAUUCUAACACAAGUAACACCCCUCCAUCUGUCAAGCUUGACUUUUGGAGUGUGGACAACAUAACAUAGGAGUUCGACAUUUGGUAAAACGAAGAUACAUAUUACUUGGGGUAUACUUAAGAUACAAAUCAUAAAAGGUGUAGAUUGAGAGGUGCGGAAAGAGAUUUGCUAUUUGGAAAAGGCAGUAUCUAUCAUCGGGCAUCAACAAAUGCUUUGCUCUCUCCCACCUAUAUUAUCUUUGUUCCUAAUGCCCAUGAGUGCUUUAUUCCUAAUGCUUAUGACCGUGAAGGAGAAUCUUGACAAUGUUUACUUUUUAUGGGAUGAGACAAAGAUAUAGAAGCACCUUGCAUUCGGUGAAGUGGGAUAGAAUAGUGUUUUCGAUAAAGGAGGUGGGAGCUUUGCAUUAGAAAUUUGAAGUCUCAUAAUAAUGAUUUACUUUUGAAGUGGUUGUGGAGGUGUCACAACUGUGGAAAAGAAGUAGGACAUCUAUGGAUAAAGGGAAAUAUCUAGCAAAUAUGGUUUGGAUUCGAGGAUGAAUCAUUUUCAAAAAGGGGAGGAUGUACUAGCAUGGAUGGCGUGAUUGAUACUAGCAUGGAUGGCUUGGACGACAUGUACGAUGUUCGUAAAAUGGAAGCUUAAGAGUUUGUGAGAAUGAAGUUGGGGAAGAAAAGAGGCCAUUUGUGCAUGAGACUAAGCCUUAAAUUCAAGAAUUCACAAAGAAGACAACCAACAAGGCCCUGUCUCAUUAAGGGCAAUAUUGCACUGGUCAUUUUAAUUGAUGGGGCCUGUUUAAAGAAUUUGAUUAUCUUAUUUAUCUGGGGCAUACAAAUUUUGGCAUAAACGAGGUUGAGUGUUGACUCAUGGAGCUUAAAGUUUCAUCCUCGAAGCCAGCCUUUUCACUUUCUGAUUGCAACAGUGAUCCUGAAGAGAAAGAGAUCAGUGAAGAGGAUGAUGAUGAUCGCAAUCACAAGCAUCGUAGGAGAGAAUUGCAUUCUCAAUCUGCAGAGACAGAGGCUGUUGAACCAGUUUUCAGUAGACCAUUCAGGAAACGAAACAAGCCUUUUGAAAAUGGACAUCUUUAUGGGGAAGAGGACUCUCAAUUAAGUGAAACCAAGUUCCCAAGAAGACGAGGAAUGGGCUCAAUUUCCAGAGCUUCUCUGGAUUCAUACCAAAGAAUGAGGCUGAAUCAAUCACAGUCUGGUGAUGCUGGUAACGGUAGGGGUCAAGGAAGAGACCUUAGUGCUUGGGGCCAACGUGCUUCCAGGUUCAGCUCGGUGGAUAUUGCAUCUCAACUGUUUCCACAGGGCCCCGUCACUCCCGCUAUCUUUACUGGAAGAGGGGUGCAAAAUGUUGCUAAUGCUCAGAGUUCAUCUUGGAGUGCAUUCGGAAUGGUUCCAGGAAUAUCUAAUGGUGGUGUUGAUACAUUUCAUUCCGUUGGUUUCCCGGGAACACUCAGGUCAUCCUUGAAUCCUACUGUGAAUAUGGGUAUUCUUCCAAGGCAGAGAUGUAGAGACUUUGAGGAGCGGGGAUUUUGCCUGAGAGGAGAUAUGUGUCCAAUGGAGCAUGGAGUAAAUCGUAUAGUUGUUGAAGAUGUUCAGAGCCUUUCUCAGUUUAAUCUUCCUGCGUCACUUCCUAAUGCACACAUGCUUGGAGCAGCUACUGGACAAGGAUCUUUACCUGUGAUAGGGCCUUCUGGUUCAUUGACUUGUGGCAAACCUUUACAUUGCAAAAGUAGCAAAUUUCCAGUGAUUGAUGAUGCAUUGGGCUUCACUGAUGGUUUUGUUGAUGGUUCUAUACCUGGGGGAGCUGAUUUCUAUGAUCCUGACCAGCCUUUGUGGUCAAAUGAUCGUCCUGAAACUUCAGACGCACUACAGGAUUUAACUCCAUCUAACAUUGAUGAUAUUUGUCCUUUGUUAGCUGCAGACUCCUCUGAUUAUGAUCAAGUUGGGCUCUGUGAUCCCUUUGAUCUUGAGCAUCCACUUAGAGGUGCUAAGGCAGCUUCAGGAUCUCAGAGUGUGUGGGGAAGAAUCCGAAGGUCUAAAAAUAAGUUGAAUGUGAAAGAGAGAACUGCGUGUACUGGAAAUGCUUCACGUUUUGAUGAGAUGGGAAAAGAUCUGGAACUAUUUGACAGCAGUCGGGGCAUAUCCCUUCCAGGGGAUCUAUUCAAUGAAGAUACUAUUGACCUACAAAUGAAGGACUUAUCUUCCAGGCCCCAAGGUAGUUCUGGACAUAAUAUUAGGAAACCUUCUCAAAAGGCGCUUCGCACUCUGUUUGUGAGAGGCAUUCCACAGAAAGACAACAAACCAGAUGUUCUUCUUUCGCAUUUUAAAAAAUUUGGGGAGGUCAUUGACAUCCACAUCCCACUGAGUGGUGAUCGAGCUUUUGUUCAAUUUUCUAAGAGAGAAGAAGCUGAGGCUGCUUUAAAGGCACCUGAUGCUGUGAUGGGCAACCGAUUUAUAAAGCUUCUUUGGGCAAACAGGGAUAGAAUCAUGGAUGAUGGAGUAAAUGUUGGUAGUAAUUUACCUUUAACUCCUCGUGGAGUGACAUCCAGUUUGGUUCCACCCCACCUAUCUGUUCCUUCUAAUGGAAAAGCCAAUAUCCAGUCCACAGCCCCAAAAGCUGCUGGUCAUGGUCCUGUUGCUCCAUUACCUACUUCUGGUCUACCUAAGCCUGUGGCUCAUAAUGGUCCAAAAGCUGCACCAGCUGUGCAAAAAAAGGUGGAGAAUUUAGAACUUUUGAAGGAAGAAUUGCGCAAGAAGCAGGAGCUGCUUGAUCAAAAGCGCAACGAGUUCCGACGUCAGUUGAGUAAACUUGAGAAACAAUCUGUAGUUGUGAAAGCUGAAGCAAACUCAGACCAGGAACUGGAGAAACAGAAGGAAGGAGAAACAGUAUCCAAUUCUACAAAAGAGAGGUCAAGCUCCAUGGAUCUUAAUGAUGUAUCCUCAGCACAAACUGAAGCAGUCUCCGUUUGUAGCAGAUCAACAGAUAAUGCAGAGCACUCUUGUUCUAUACCAUGUUCUGCUGUAGCUACACAGGAACCGUCAAGCUUGAGGCUGUCAAUUCGUCCACUGGCCCCGCAUGGUGCACCUUUUGUUUUCAAUAGAUACAAACUAGACAAUCGUCCCACUGCCUUCAAAGUCCUUCCACCUAUGCCAAGUGGUCUUGCAAAUGUUGCCGUCUUGAAGGAACAUUUCUCCACUUUUGGUAACCUUCCCUCAGUUGAGCUGGAUGAUUCGGAGCUGCAAGAUGGUAAUAAUGGCACGAAGACGUUAAACAUAUCUGCUUGUAUAUGUUUCCCAACGCGCCGAUCUGCUGAAAGGGCAUUUUCGAAUGGCAACAUCUGGCAAGGCCAAGCUUUGCAGUUUAUGUGGUUGCAGUCUAGUAAUUCUACCAAGGAUAUUGGUGUCAAAAAAGAUGCUGAUUGUGCAUUGAAACAGCCUCCAGAUGUUAGUUUUCAGACCGCCCCAAAAAACACACAGGAAGAAACUGCUGUGGUGAUUAAUGAUCCUGAAAAAUGUGAUAUAGAAUGCAAGAAACAGCCUUCAAAUGCUGAUGUUCAACCAAGCCCAAACGAUCCUUUCUGGUUCACUGGAAGGAAAUGCUGUAGGGAUUGAUAAACUUGAAAAACGUUAUGUAGAGAGUACGGCUGUGAAUGUAGUUCUCAACUCCAGUUCAGUUUCUAAUUUCUGUUGGGAAACAGGUAGCUGAAUGUGAUCGAUAAUGAUGGUGGCCCAAUUGUCAGAGUUGUACAGUGAGGUAAAAUUUUGAAUCACUUCUAUGUAAUUUCAGGAGUAAUAGCUACUUACACAUUUUAGUUUCAAUUUUGCUUAUCUUAUUAUCUGGAAAUGUAAAGAGGAAUUUUUUUUGUUUUGAUUUUUUACCAUCUGAUGGCAUUCCUGGUUUAUAUCUGUA